CGUCCUCGCUCUCGCUCUAUAGUUUGACGUAGCAGAAAAUUGGAAACUUAGCCUGUGACAAAAACAUCCCACUCACUCACUCAUUCAUUCAUCUGCCUUAGGGAUUGCCCGUUACCCGCCAGCUCAACCGCUACCGGCCGUGAAACAUCACGCUCUACUGUCACUCAGAGGAAACCCGUGGGAGCGGGCCAAGCCCCGGGUUGAUCGGCCCGUGUUCCAGGCUGGGCUCCAUGCCACACCCACCCAGCCAUCUGGCCCCUCAGCAUGAGUAGUGAGGCCGCCCGUCACAUCAUGGAGACCUCGGCCACUUCGCUCCACGGCACGGGCUCGGGCACGCUCCAAGUGAGCGUGCCCUCGGUGGCCCCGCCUCCUUCAACGCCACGCCCUCGGGCUCACUCAUGUUGAUGGCGGCCGAAGGUGUGUCGGGCUCCUCGAGCGGCGGAGGCUCGCAUGAUAGCGGCAUGAAUGCGGUCAUGAAUGACAAAGUCCAAGCCGUGGCCGGGUCCAUCUACGAAGAGUUCGCUCGCAUGAUGGCCACCUACGGCGAGGGCGUGGUCCAGGAUUUGAUGCCCUUGGUGGUGAACGUGCUGGAGAACCUGGACCUGGCCUACACCGAGAGCCAAGAGCUGGAGGUGGAGGCCGAGUUGCUCAAGGAGGACAACGAGCAAUUGGUCACGCAGUACGAGCGCGAGAAAAACUUACGCAAGGCCUCCGAAGCACGCCUCAUCGAGUUGGAAGACGCCUUCGAAGGCGAUCGCAAGGAGAACACCGUCAAGAUCGACUCGCUCACCUCCAUCGUCAAGAUGUUCGAGCUCAAAGCCAAAAACUCCCAGGACCAAAUUGUGCGUCUGGAAGAGAAGGAGAAUGAACUCAAGAAAGAGUACAACAAACUCCAUGAGCGCUACACGGACCUCUUCAAGACCCACAUCGACUACAUGGAACGCACUAAAUCAAUGUUGGGCGCCGAACGAUUAGAACAGCUUCAAGGUCUCGGUUCAAGUCGCUCCAAAAUCCCGGGCUCACUCUCGAUUCAACAACAUCAAGCCAACCGAUCAUCGGGACCGGUUUCCUAUGGCUACAGUGAGUUGGAGAACAACAACAGUCAACAAGCCAGCAUCCUCACUCCCGCCAGCGAAUACAACAAUGCGGAUGGAUCGGCUCCCAACACCCUCAAGAAUGAGCUUAGCAGUCCGACCAAAAAGAGCCAGAAAAGAAUCAUGAUGGACAAAGGUGAUGAUGACCUCGGUGACAUUAAGACAACUAAAACAAAUAGCCCGAUCGCUACUAAAUUGUCAGAAAACGUAUCUAAAAGUGCUCAAAGCGAACCAUCUUCACCCACAUUGCCUCCUGCAACCACACCGAAAACUAACAUCGAGCUUGAAAAGCUAUCUCCCGAAGAGUCUAGCUCACAAGAAGAGUCGGAAGGCAAUCAAAUUUCUGGGAAACUUGGAGGAUGGAUGGAAGGGAUCAGUCCCGAUGGUCAGGUGACUGAUUUAGAAGUGGAAGAAGCCGAAGAUGUGUCCAAGGAUCCGAGUAUCGGACCGGCCACGCCUCUCACUCCAAUGCAAACGUCGGGCAUGAGUCAGACAAAAUCAGAAACGCGGACGGGCAACAAUUUGUACCAAGAAUUGAGUUUCCAUGACGCCGAAGCCCUUGGAGACGUUGAUGAAGGAGCCGAUAUCACAGAUAAUGAAAGUGACCAAGGGGAGCUUCGCGAUCCUGAAGGCUUCGACAAUGUUAAUGACAAUUACUUCGGUAUGGGCAAAGAGGUGGAAAAUCUCAUCGCCGAGAACAAUGAGCUGAUGGCCACGAAGAAUGCUCUGAAUAUCGUCAAAGACGAUCUGAUCAGCAAAGUUGAUGAACUUACCGGGGAACACGAAAUCCUUCGGGAAGAGAUUCGGUCAUUACAAAAUAUUCGAACUCGCCUGGAAACCCGCGUUCAAGAGCUAGAGACAGAUGCAAAGAAGACCAAAGAGGAACUGGAGAAGGCCAACAAAUCGACCAAGUCUGAGGAAGAGGAUAAUGAUGUUCCAAUGGCACAGAGAAAGCGUUUUACCCGUGUAGAAAUGGCCCGGGUACUCAUGGAACGCAACCAAUACAAAGAGCGUUUUAUGGAACUCCAAGAAGCUGUGAGGUGGACUGAAAUGAUUCGGGCUCAUAAAACUGACACACCCAUCGAAAAGAAGAACCAAAAGGGCAUUUGGAAAUUUUUCGGAAAUCUGUUCAGUGGAACAGAACGAACUGGUGAUCCCAUGGGUCCGUAUGUGAAUAUGAAAUAUGGCGAAACCAGCGAAGAAUCCUCCGGAUCGACGUUAUCGACCAUGAGAGCUAAAAGCAGCGCAGAAAGAAAAGCCCGGGGUGUGGAUCUAUUUGAUGGGGACACCAUUGCUUCAAGUGGAUCCGCCAAUCCCACACGACGAAGUGACGAACGCAAAGAGCAAUACAAGCAAGUGCGAGCUCACGUCAAGAAGGACGAUGGCCGCAUGCAAGCCUACGGGUGGAGUUUACCUGCAAAACCGAACACCACCUCAGCCUCCGGAAGUUCCAGUUCUAAAGACGAGGUUCAAAUCCAGUCUCGAGUGUCCUCGUCCGGGAUCCCUGUACCUGUGCCAGUCUACUGUCGGCCGCUCAUGGAAAAGGAACCCGGAAUGAAGAUCUGGUGCGCGGCCGGAGUCAACUUGUCCGGGGGUCGAACCCAAGACGGGGGAAGCAUAGUGGGGGCCAGUAUCUUCUACGACCGAUUCCCGUCAGUUGAGGUGAAAAAAGCCACCGACGACGAGCUCGAAAAGCUAGACAAUGAGUUGAGUCAAGGCAAGAAAUUAGUCGAAGAUGCCUUUGAGGCCGAUCAGCAGCUCUCGUCGCACGUUUGGAUCUGCACGUCGACCCAUGCCAUCAGCAAAGUGACCGUGAUUGAUGCCAAUUCUCCGGCGGAUGUGCUGGAGGCGUUUCAAGUGUGUUCAUCCCACCUGUUAUGUAUUGCCAGUGUCCCUGGCGCGAAGGAAUCAGAUUAUCGCGUGGACGAGCAACUCAAUCGAAAUGUGGUAGAAGAGAGCGAAAAGCGAGCUCAGACCGAAGACAAUAUGGCUUCACAGAAGCGGCAAGAAACUGCUGACGCUGCUCAAGCAGAUAUCAACCCGGAAGAUGUGCCCGGGGGAGGUGGGAUCGGUUCCAUAUCGUUUGUGACCAGUGCCACAGAGAAGCCGCAAUUGGAUUCGUUGGAAGAAGAAGUUGAGCAAGAAACCCAACCCCGAUUAACCAAAGAAACUGCAAUUGAACUAGGAUCAAAAGCAGCCUUGAAUCGAACCCUCGAUGUGUUCAAGCUGCAAGAAUUGAGCGAGGAUCCCGAUCCUCACGCUACGCUCCCAUUUAUUUCCCACCAUACCUUGAAUAUAUCUCGCGAUCUUAAAGACGAUCCCAAACAACAACAGCAACAGCGACUGAAAUCAAAGAUCAACCCCUCUGGAAAUCCACCCGAGGACGCAUCCAAGUCAAAUCCCUCUAAUACCGAUGGCGGCGAAGAUGUCGAUGCCGUUCAUCGACGAUUCUCAUCCACCGAUACCAAGAUCAAGGAUGGUGUGGGCGAACUCUCCAAAGACAAGGACAACGAGCUAGCACUUGGCGAAGUGGAGAAGAUGAGCUCAGUCUUGCCCACUAUGUGGUUGGGAUCUCAGUCUGGAUCCAUCUACGUCCAUUCAUCCGUCUCCCAAUGGAAGCGGUGUAUCCAUUCGAUCCGACUCAAAGACUCGGUGCUUUGUAUUGUGCAUGUAAAGGGCCGUGUUUUAGCCGCUCUAGCCAAUGGUAGUAUCGCCAUCUUCCAUCGUGCCGACGACGGUCAAUGGGAUUUGACCAACUAUCAUCUCCUGGACCUCGGCAAACCUCACCAUUCGAUCCGAUGUAUGCUCCAAGUGCACAACAAAGUUUGGUGCGGCUACCGGAACAAGAUUUUCGUGAUUGAUCCUCGCACAAUGACCGUGGAGAAGACCAUGGACGCUCAUCCACGCAAAGAGAGCCAAGUGCGUCAAAUGGCUUGGGUGGGAGAUGGGGUUUGGGUGUCAAUUCGAUUGGAUUCCACACUCCGAUUGUUCCACGCCCACACUCACGAACACAUUCAGGAUGUGGAUAUCGAGCCGUACGUCUCGAAGAUGUUAGGUGUCCAGUCGGGUGUUUUUACCUAUUCGACGGGGUUUCAAACCUACAGAGUGGAUGAUGGGAUUGACAGUCUGGGUCUCGAGGCAGAAGGCACCGGGAAGCUAGGAUUCUCAUUUGUACGGAUCACAGCCUUGCUCGUGUCCAACUUUAGACUUUGGAUGGGAACCGGAAACGGGGUCAUCAUCUCGGUGCCCUUGAACCCCCCGGCUGCACUUUCGAAAACCGUGGACUCUCACAAGCCAAUUGAUGAUGCUAUGAGGAAGAAGUCUGUCCCGGGCGAUAUCGUCCGAGUCUACACAGAUAGUCAAGAAAACGUCACAGCCGAAAGCUUCAUUCCAUAUUGCAACAUGUCUCAAGCGCAGCUGUCGUUUCAUGGACACAGAGAUGCCGUCAAAUUCUUCGUAUCAGUUCCUGGUCAUGGUGGCUUAGCCCUGAAUCCGACAAGCUCGUCUUCGCCUAGUAAGAGUGAUCCUGGAAAAGAUGCGAUGUCUAUGCUGGUCAUGUCUGGGGGCGAAGGUUACAUCGACUUCAGAAUUGUGGAAGAUGGUUCUGAACAAGAUUACGACUCCCACAUCAUGGUUUGGCAGUUGCCCGUUCCUACUCAACCGCCAGUCGAAGAUGCUGAAAUUGCCGAGAUUGCCGAAGCCAACCAACCUGAUCCGGAAGAGGAGAUCCCAAAUGUUCAUGAGGAACACGGGAACUCGACUCUGACAACAGAUCCCGGGACAAUUGAUGCGAGUGAUAGUAUUAUGAGUUCCGCCACUUCUCGUGGUGGGAGCCAACCACCACCGGAUGAGACCGGAUUGGACGCGGCCACGUACCAACGAUGGAAUGACCAAGUGGAGUCACUUUUGAACAAUGCUUUAGAAGCUAAAUCUCUGAGGAACAUUGAGCAAUACAAGAGCAUGGCUCGAGAGCAAUCCGUGCCUCCACCUCCGUCACCCAAAGAGGAUUUCACUCAACUGGUUGAAGUUGGAAAUGACUUAAGAGGAGAAGUGAAGUCCCAAGACCAAGCUCCGCCCGAACAAUAGAGUGUAACUGAACUAAGGUGAUACAGAACAAGACGAUGAUUUACCCAACGACGUGCGGGGUUUGUCGCAAGGAGAACGAAGUCAUCUGAUAGUUUGGCAAAUACCAAUUAUCAAGAGAAGUCUGCGAAGACAAAGCUGAGUCUUGCCCAACAAAUACGCGAAGAAAGCCCUGAAUUCGUCUUUUCGAUUCUACUCAACUUGAUGAUGUAUUAUUAAUAUUAUUAUUAUUUUUAUUGUUUUUGAAAUCACUAUUAGACAAUGCUGUUUUAAUUGAGUAUAGUUUGAUUUGUUAA
This is a messenger RNA of Tigriopus californicus, 5473 nucleotides long. RefSeq names its product JNK-interacting protein 3-like (gene syd). The record is from RefSeq and is a predicted model, not a curated record. The transcript has 24 exons. Bases 399 to 5180 code for a protein of 1593 amino acids. Gene Ontology annotation, cellular component: cytoplasm. Gene Ontology annotation, molecular function: kinesin binding; JUN kinase binding; MAP kinase scaffold activity. NCBI's taxonomy places the organism in Eukaryota, Metazoa, Arthropoda, Copepoda, Harpacticoida, Harpacticidae. Gene Ontology annotation, biological process: vesicle-mediated transport.